CCUUCCCCUCUCCCUCCCCGCUCGCCGCCGCCCCGGCGGCUUCUUGCUUCCUGCUGCCGAAUCGCCGAUGCCGCUCCCGCGAUUUGAUGGGGGCCGCGCGCACUUCAACGCGCCGCUGCUGACGCGACGCUGACGCCCGGGCCCCACCACACCGCUUUACUAUAUAACUACUCCAGCACGCGCUGCCCCAUCCCGGCCUCCCCUUACUCCAUCCCGCACCCGCAGUUGUACUGCGGGCGGAAGCAGCCGCACACGCAGAGGCGGCGGCAGCAGUGGACGCCGACCAACCCUACCCUAGCUUCCGGGUGCCGGCGCGGCGAGGUUCGUAGGCGGUUGGAUUCGAUGGCGGUGGUGUCGCGGCUGGCAGUCGCGCGGGUGUCGUCGGACGGCGCGGCGCGCCCCGCGGCGGCAGGGGGGAGGAGGACGAGGACUGCGCUCGCGGGGGUUCGGUUCCCGCCGGCCGCCAGGACGGGGAGGACGAGGCGCGGCGGGGCCGUCGCGGCUAGCCCCCCCACGGAGGAGGCGGUGCAGAUGACGGAGCCGCUCACCAAGGACGACCUCGUCGCCUACCUCGUCUCCGGGUGCAAGCCCAAGGAGAAUUGGAGAAUUGGCACGGAGCAUGAAAAGUUUGGUUUCGAAGUCGACACGUUACGCCCUAUAAAAUACGAUCAGAUUCGUGACAUACUGAAUGGGCUCGCUGAGCGAUUUGAUUGGGACAAGAUAAUGGAAGGAGACAAUGUUAUCGGCCUCAAGCAGGGAAAGCAAAGCAUCUCACUAGAACCUGGAGGCCAAUUUGAACUUAGUGGCGCUCCUCUCGAAACAUUACAUCAAACUUGUGCUGAGGUCAAUUCACAUCUUUAUCAGGUCAAAGCAGUUGGAGAGGAAAUGGGAAUAGGAUUUCUUGGGCUUGGCUUUCAGCCGAAAUGGGCACUGAGUGAUAUACCAAUAAUGCCAAAGGGAAGAUACGAAAUAAUGAAGAAUUACAUGCCUAAAGUUGGUACCCUUGGUCUUGACAUGAUGUUCCGGACAUGUACUGUGCAGGUUAAUCUUGACUUCAGUUCAGAACAGGAUAUGAUAAGGAAAUUUCGCGCUGGCCUUGCAUUGCAGCCUAUUGCAACUGCAAUAUUUGCCAAUUCUCCCUUCAAAGAAGGAAAACCAAAUGGAUUUCUCAGCUUAAGGAGCCAUAUCUGGACAGAUACUGAUAACAACCGUGCAGGGAUGCUCCCUUUUGUCUUCGAUAACUCAUUUGGGUUUGAGCAAUAUGUGGAUUAUGCAUUGGAUGUUCCAAUGUAUUUUGUGUAUCGAAAUAAAAAGUAUAUUGACUGCACCGGAAUGUCGUUUCGGGAUUUUAUGCAAGGAAAGCUCCCACAGGCUCCUGGGGAGUUGCCUACUCUUAAUGAUUGGGAGAACCAUCUAACAACAAUUUUUCCUGAGGUUAGAUUAAAAAGAUACCUUGAGAUGAGAGGUGCUGAUGGUGGCCCAUGGAGGAGAUUGUGUGCACUGCCUGCAUUUUGGGUUGGGCUGCUGUACGAUGAGGAAUCGUUACAAAGUAUUAUAGACAUGACUUUUGAUUGGACAAAGGAGGAAAGAGAGAUGCUAAGACGGAAGGUACCUGUGACUGGUCUGAAGACACCAUUUCGUGAUGGAUAUGUAAGAGAUUUAGCUGAGGAAGUUCUAAAACUGGCCAAGAGUGGACUGGAAAGAAGAGGAUACAAGGAGGUUGGUUUCCUUAGAGAGGUUGACGAAGUGGUGAGAACAGGAGUGACACCUGCUGAGAGGCUUCUGAAUCUGUACGAGACGAAGUGGCAACGCAACGUAGACCAUGUUUUCGAGCAUUUGUUAUACUGAUGACGCCGCCGCCGCCAACGCUGGACAGAGCUUGUAGAUGUACCCUAAUACAGAAACUCAUCUGAUUCAUUCAACGCCUGAGUCGGAAGGGCUCAGUUCAGGCACAGGAGCACGCACAGCUUUGGUUAGUUGUUUGACGGGGGAACCGCUGCACGCCUGCACAGCCCGGUGAUUUGCUUACAAAUAACUUCGCUUGGAACGGAUCACUGUGCUUUGACUUCACCCCCUGUGUCUCCAGGGAGAUGGAACAAACCACUGUUUGUACCGGCCCUUUUUGUUUUUUCUUCAGAGAUGAAAAUGCCGUAUGGAAAAUAAGUUCCAUCUUCUGUACGAUGGGAACUGCUUGCUUUUUUUUUACCUUCUUUUUUUUCAUUCAGGAUUGUUGGGAUGUUUGUGCGGGGUUAACAUGCUAGAGCAGUUUCACCUACGAUAAAUAAACUGAUCGUUUGAUCAGAAA
Molecule: messenger RNA, 2305 nt
Organism: Sorghum bicolor (sorghum)
Lineage: Eukaryota; Viridiplantae; Streptophyta; Magnoliopsida; Poales; Poaceae
Product: glutamate--cysteine ligase A, chloroplastic
Exons: 16
Coding region: 343-1848 (501 amino acids)
Biological process (GO): glutathione biosynthetic process; modified amino acid biosynthetic process
Molecular function (GO): glutamate-cysteine ligase activity
Source: RefSeq, a predicted model, not a curated record